UAAACAAAUGUAAAAUGGCAGAGGACUUGCCAGACGAAUUCGAUGUCGUGGUUAUUGGGACAGGAAUGCCAGAAAGCAUUUUGGCGGCAGCAUUUGCAAGAAUUGGUCAGAGUGUUUUACAUAUUGACAGAAACCCUUACUACAGUGGACAGUGGGCUUCGUUUAGCUUGAAGACAAUCGAGGAAUGGGUUCAGGGUUUACAGAAACCUGAAGACAAAGCUGAUAUACCUGAUGUAAAGGCUGAGGAAGUGUUGGUUGAUCUGCAUCUCACAGAUAACAGCUACAGCAAACACAAACUCCUUUUUCAUAUCAGUGAUCCAGUACCAGAAUCUGAAGUUAAAAGAGAACCACAGGAAGAGAUUGCUGAGAAGGUGCAGGAAGUGACCUCUGAUUCAGGUGAAAAUAAGAGUGACAAUGCAGGUAAAGACCUAGUUAGCAGUAAUGAAGUGAAGACAGUAGAGUCUGCUGAACCUACAGGGACACUUGAAGAUUCCAAGGAACAGUUAGCCACAGGAAAUAGCUCUGAAGAUGGAAUACAUAACCCUCAGACUAGCGACAGUAAUAACAGCGAGCAGGAAUGUGAAAAUCAAAACAUUGAGGCAAAUAAGACCGAGACUAUUAAUCCUGGUACAAACAGUGAAUCAGAGAACAAAAAUCAAAUGUCAAUUUCAAGUGAGCAAGUUACAGGAUGGACGGAAUCAAAACUGAGGAAGGAAUGGAGAAAGUUUAAUCUUGACUUGUCACCAAAGCUCUUGUACUGUGCAGGGAGUAUGGUUGAAUUGCUUAUUACAUCCGAUAUUGCCAAAUACUGUGAGUUUAAAACAGUUUCCAGAAUACUGACUCUGAUAGAUGGAAAAUUAAAAAGGGUACCGUGCUCUAGAGCCGAUGUAUUCAGCAGUAAGGAUGUGUCCAUGAUAGAAAAAAGAAUGAUGAUGAAGUUUUUGACUUUCUGUGUGAACUAUGAAAAACAGGAGGAGGAUUACAAAGAUUUUAUAGAGAAACCUUACAAGGAGUAUUUAGAACAUCAGAAGCUAUCAAAGAAUGUUAUCCAUUUUAUUCAACAUGCUAUAUCGAUGACAAAUAACUCAACACUCACCCCAGAGGGAUUGAAAAAGACACAGAAGUUUUUACAUUCUUUGGGUCGCUAUGGAAACACAGCUUUCCUGUGGCCUCUAUACGGAAGUGGUGAAAUGCCUCAGAGUUUUUGCAGGAUGUGUGCUGUGUUUGGAGGGGUGUACUGUCUGAGAACGCCAGCUGCUUCACUGAUCGUAAACAGUGAUAACAUUUGUACUGGUGUUGUGAUGACUACAGGGAAACUCAUCAAAUGCAAACACCUGGUGAUGGAGACUUCCUAUGCCCCGGAUUCAUACAUUGACAGAGUAUCCAACAGAUUGGUAAACCGUGGCAUUCUUGUAACUGACAAGGCUAUAAUGUCUACAGAUGACCCACAUCAGUUGUCGUUGUUGAGAAUUCCAGAUGACGGUGAUCCAGAACAUCCAGCCACCCUUCUGGAGUUACCCGGAUCUUCAAUGACAUGUCCGCAUGGCUUGUAUGUUGUUCACUUGACAAAAGAAUGUAAGGAUGAUAAGCAAUCACCAGAGGAGAGUCUUCAGUCUGCCGUAACAGGACUUUUCAAGAGUGAUACCAAAGAUGAUGAGAGACCCCAGAUACUGCUGUCAAUAUAUUUUCAACAGAAGAUAAAUAUUGGAGGGCAGUCCAAGAGUACACCCAGUAAUGUGAUACUGGUACCUGGACCAGGGCCAGAAAUAGACAUUGACCAGGCAGUCACCAUUGCAAGUAGGAUAUUUGAAAGAGUCAUGCCAGGAGAGGAUUUUCUUCCCAGGCCUCCUAAUCCGGAGGACAUCAUAUUUGUGGACGAGGAGGAGACUCAGAUUACUCAAGAUUCAGAAAAAACAGAAUUCAAUGAAACUUCCCAAGACUUUGAAGAUAAUGCCACCAAGAAUGAGAGCCAUGAAAUUGACCAAUCAGAGAAAUGCUCAGACUCUCAGACAACAGAUACCUUAAGUGAAUGUGACCAGAAACAGACAGAUCCUGAUGACCAAGAAUUCAUGGCUAAUGAGAAUUCAGAGUCUGUAAACAAUUGUAAAAGUGAGGAAAAAAAGGACUUGGUUAAUACGAACAGGUGUCUGGAUCCUGUAGUUGCAACAUUAAGAAUACUAAUUAGUGCUGCAAUUUAAGGAAGUUAAAGGGAGUGACAAAGUGAUCCAAGUAUUGCUUUGCAAGUGAAACAAAAUGCGAGUGUGAAAGAAGUUAAAAUGUUUAAGCCUAAAUAAUUACAAAAUGAAUUUGACAUUUACAGUCACAGUUGUUUUGCAGUCAAAAGAUGAUAAAUGUAAGAGCAGGUUUUAUUCAUCCAAAACUGAGAUUGUAUAAAUGUCCUUAAUGUUGCUUUUUAUUUAUUGUUUGCAUAUUAGUACAUGGAAAAGAGAAAAUCCCUGUACCUAAUCCCUGUUAUGUUUUAUAUAUAUUUGUUAUGAACAUUUAUGAUGUGUAUGUUUUCUUGUAUAUUAGAUGUUUUGUUGAUGAAUUAUCACUUGAUUUGUAUCAUGAUACAAUUACAAGCAUUUACAGUGUAUGUAUGUAAUUAUUACUGUGAUGUCUGUGUACCUACAGAUAACAAGUGCAAUAAAAAGUGGUAUUACAUGAUAAA
Ostrea edulis (European flat oyster) is the source of this 2671-nucleotide messenger RNA. Its product is annotated as rab proteins geranylgeranyltransferase component A 2-like. The transcript has 18 exons. The record is from RefSeq and is a predicted model, not a curated record. The coding region runs from base 15 to 2198 and encodes 727 amino acids. Gene Ontology annotation, biological process: intracellular protein transport; protein geranylgeranylation; vesicle-mediated transport. Gene Ontology annotation, cellular component: cytoplasm; cytosol; nucleus. NCBI's taxonomy places the organism in Eukaryota, Metazoa, Mollusca, Bivalvia, Ostreida, Ostreidae. Gene Ontology annotation, molecular function: GDP-dissociation inhibitor activity.